AUGGGCCACGAGAUGCGCUCUAAAUUCUCCUUUGCUCCAGGUUAUCGAAACUUGAAUCACGGUUCAUUUGGGGCUUCUCCCACCGCUAUCCGUGACAGAGCGAACAAGCUUCGUGAUGAAUGUGAAACCAAUCCGUGUCCUUUCAUCAAGUACCAAUUUCCACGGUUACUCAAUGAUUCCCGAAAUGCCAUGGGCGAGUUUCUUGGUGUGCCCAAAUCCACGAUCGUCUUUGUUCCAAACGCGACCACCGCAGUGAACACAGUUCUUCGGAACCUGGUAUGGAACAUCGAUGGAAAAGACGAAAUUGUUCAUUUUGAUGUGAUCUACGGCACGUGUGGAAAGACCAUCAGUUACGUUUGCGAGGCCAACAGAGACAUCGUUCGCGCUAGAGAAAUCAGGCUCAAGUACCCAGCCGACAGCUCUCUGAUCGUAAGCGCAUUGCGCACAGCGAUUGAGUCCUCUCGCAGUGAGGGAUUCCGCCCGCGUAUUGCAAUAUUUGACACCAUUUCAUCCAAUCCUGCUCUUCGAUUUCCCUUUGAGGAGCUGACUGCUGUCUGUCAUGCAGAGGGUGUUCUCAGUCUGAUAGAUGCUGCUCAUGGGAUUGGGCAAAUUCCACUUCAUCUUGCAUCGCUAGACCCAGACUUCUUGGUCAGUAAUUGCCAUAAGUGGUUCUAUACUCCUCGUGGGUGUGCGGUGUUUUAUGUCCCCGAGCGCAAUCAAGCCAUGAUGCGCAGCACAUUGCCAACCAGCCACGGUUUCAUUCCGCGGUCGUCGGGUCGAGUGUCUCCGAUGAAUACGACAGAUGCAUUGGAUGCCAAGACCGAGUUUGGUUCCAACUUCGAGUUCGUGGGAACCAUUGAUAACUUCGCCUUUCUGACAAUCGCGGAUGUGAUCAGGUGGAGAAAGGAUGUAUGCGGUGGUGAGCAAGCAAUCCAGGAAUACUGUGGCCACCUUUGUCGUCAAGGAGGCAGGCGUGUUGCGGAAAUCCUGGGCACAACAACCUUAGGAAAGCUUGACAAGGCCGGACCAUGUUGCAUGGUGAAUAUCCUCCUUCCCCUGGACCGGGCUACCGAAGGCUGUGGGAGUCUCGUCAAAGGCAACGACGGCUCAAGUAUGACUGUCGGUGAGUGGAUGCAACAGACCAUGAUCAGUCAGUACCAAACAUUCAUGCCUGUAUUUCCUCACCAAGGGGCCUGGUGGGUUCGGUUGAGUGCACAAAUCUAUCUUGAAGAAAGUGACUUUGAGUGGGCCGGUUGGACGCUGAAAAAGCUCUGUGAAGAAAUAUGUAUGCAUAUGGUAAGUGAAAGUGAGAGGGGAAGUGAAGUGAAGAACGAUGAGUGGUAUCAAGUGCCCAGGUGA
Penicillium olsonii is the source of this 1359-nucleotide messenger RNA. The record is from the annotation of a GenBank genome assembly. Lineage: Eukaryota; Fungi; Ascomycota; Eurotiomycetes; Eurotiales; Aspergillaceae.